This is a messenger RNA of Impatiens glandulifera, 792 nucleotides long. Its product is annotated as protein DETOXIFICATION 23-like. Gene Ontology annotation, molecular function: xenobiotic transmembrane transporter activity; antiporter activity. Lineage: Eukaryota; Viridiplantae; Streptophyta; Magnoliopsida; Ericales; Balsaminaceae. The transcript has a single exon. Gene Ontology annotation, biological process: transmembrane transport. Bases 41 to 616 code for a protein of 191 amino acids. The record is from RefSeq and is a predicted model, not a curated record. Gene Ontology annotation, cellular component: membrane.
AUGAUCAAAGAAUUAACUAUCAAAAACAUUGCAGUUAGGAAUGGCAAGCGCAUUAGAAACUUUAUGUGGUCAAGCAUACGGAGCAAAACAAUUUCCCAUCCUUGGCAUCUAUCUUCAAAAAUCAUGGAUUGUCUUAUUCAUGUGCACGUUUUGCCUCGUCCCAGUUUUUAUAUUUGCUGCUCCAAUAUUGAAACUUUUAGGCCAAGAAGACAAGACAGCGAACAUGGCUGGGAUCAUAGCUCGUUGGUUAAUCCCGGUUAUUUUCGCUUUCAUCUUGUCUUUCACUUGCCAAAUGUUUCUUCAAGCACAAAGCAAGAAUAUGAUUAUUUCUUACUUGGCCGCAUUCUCACUUACCAUACACAUCUUUUUGUCGUGGCUAUUAACCGUCAAGUUCAAGUUUGGUAUUCCCGGGGCGAUGGUUUCGACCAUCUUGGCUUAUUGGCUACCUAAUGUCGGCCAAAUCGCUUUCAUCACUUGUGGCAGUUGUAAAGACACAUGGAAUGGUUUUUCGUGGUUGGUUUUUAAGGAUUUGUUUCCUAUUAUAAAAAUCUCAUUAUCAUCCGGUGUCAUGAUAUGGUAUGUUUUUUUUUGUUUUUUUUUUUGUAUUGGACAAUAAUUCUAACUUGAUUAAUUUACAAUUAUUCGACAGCCUCGAGUUUUGGUACAAUACGAUAUUGGUUCUCUUAACGGGGAACUUAAAGAACGCCGAGGUGGCCAUUAAUGCACUUUCUAUAUGGUGAAGAGUUUUUUUUAUUAAUUCAUAAUUUUAAUUGAUCACCAAAAUAUUCAAGA